This is a messenger RNA of Lingula anatina, 1353 nucleotides long. Its product is annotated as UPAR/Ly6 domain-containing protein bou. NCBI's taxonomy places the organism in Eukaryota, Metazoa, Brachiopoda, Lingulata, Lingulida, Lingulidae. The record is from RefSeq and is a predicted model, not a curated record. Gene Ontology annotation, biological process: positive regulation of voltage-gated potassium channel activity; regulation of synaptic transmission, cholinergic; sleep.
AGUUGCUGUGCGCAUCCCGCAUUUACAUUGACCUGAAUACAGCUUAUACCUGAUUUCUAGGAGUCAGGAGCCGCCAUAUUGUUUUCUAGGAAUUAAACAGCCAGACUGAUUCUGAUAUCUAAUAGAUAUCACCAAUUUCGGUCAAUUUGUCGCAUUCUAGACCAUGAAUUCGAAAUAGCGGAUUUCCAUGGAAGCAUUAUAUGACUACAUAAUGUGAAAAUGGGACGUUCACUAGUAAUGGGCGUCGCUAUUACGCUAUGUUAUAUGUUUUUUCUCGUCGGUAAAGUGUCUACAAUUGGUUGUUACGUGUGUACAUCGAUAAAUCACAGUGAGCUUGCAUGUGAGGAUAAAUUUGAACCUUUAAAUGGAAGUUAUUAUGUGCCAGAUUGUAUGGGGUCCAGAAAAGACCAAGACGGACUUUUCCCGGCAACGUCCUGUAUUAAACUCAUCGGCGUGGAUGAGCCUAAUAACUACACCGUGACGGUCCGCACUUGCGUAACAAACAGUGGGGGCACUACCUCGGAGACGGAGAUCGACGUCGUAAGCCACUGUGGCUGGAUACGGCGCAUUUCUCUGGACGGUACCGAGAUGGACGGCUGUGUCGUGUCCUGCAAUACAGACGGGUGUAACUCGGGGGGAAGAUUGUUUCCCUACGUGUCCCUCACUGCUGUGAUAGGAAUCAUCGCAUACAAACUGCUAAAUCGAGAUGUUGCUUAAGACAUUAACUCAAUGUAAAAAUGUAUUGGUUAGAGCGAUGUGUUGGAUGAGAUUGCUGUGUAUUUGAAUUACAUUGUUUCGUUGGAACUAGAACCACAAAAAUGGUUGUACAACAGCACAAAUAAAUUUUGCAUAAUCUCGAGUUUAGAAGGCACAGGUCUCACAUAGGUAAAAUAACUUUCGAUUUAAUAUUCGAUGUAAUAACAUUUCAACAAUUGUCGAUUUAAAGCCUAUUAUGGCUAUCUUGUAUAUUAUACAUACAGUCUAUUGUUAUUUAAGAGAUUGUGCUCGUGAUUCGUAGUCGAACAGAACGUUUUUAUGCAUGUACUUAACAUUUUCAUCUCAUGUUAGGUGUUCAAUUUUCAGACUUUUAUCAUGUAUUUAUAUAAUGUUUUAAUGAUAUGAAUUAGUGCACGCUCAUCCUAAAGAAAGAUUUGGUAAAAAGCGGCGUUAUGUAUGCCAUAUUCGUUCAAAACAAAUGGCCCUAAACAUACUGAAAACAAGGUAACAAAAACUUAGGAGCCAGUAAUCAUUACUGGACCCUAAACUAAAACAUAUUUCAUUUGAACUAUUACGAGAUAGAACUAUUUGAAGCACGGGUUAAACAUGUAUUCCUGUCGUUAAAAUAAACCUAAU